AAAAUAAGCUAUAUUUUUAUAUAUUAUUUAUUAAACUGCAUCUAAAAUAUAUAUAUAUAUAUAUAUAAUAAAUAUUUAAGACAAAAAAGACAUCAAGUAAUAUAAUAAUAGAAUAGGAAUUCAAAGUCAACAAAAACGACAAAACCAAGUCUCCAAAACGAAAAGUCUCCCAAAUAGAUAAACAAAAACAGAGGACUCUGCUAAAAAGUUUCUGUGGAUUCGAAGCUUUUUACUUUUCGCCAGGACGAACAUGAAGAUCUCUCUCUUCUUUGUCUCGUUCCUCGUCCUCUUACCUCUCUCCCUACAGGACCCAAUCCCAAAAGUCAAAGCACCAAGUCGGGCCCACGCGGAGCUCACGAGCCAUGGUUUCCCGAUAGGACUCCUCCCUCUCUCCGUCAAGGACUACUACAUCAACAAAACCUCCGGCGACUUCUCCCUUCUCCUCCACGGAACGUGCAAAAUCACGCUUCCUCCCGACAACUACCUCGCGACUUAUUCGGACAAGGUGACGGGUCGGAUCACGCACGGUCAGAUCGCGGAGCUCCGUGGGAUUCGUGUCAGGGCGUUUUAUCAGUGGUGGUCUAUCACCGGGAUUCGAUCCUCAGGGGAUAAUCUUGUCUUCGAGGUCGGUGUCGUAACCGCCAAGUACCCUUCGAAGAAUUUCGACGAGAGUCUUGAUUGCGAAGGACAACGAGCUUCUUCUUGAUUCAGUUCACGACGUAAAGUGCAUGCAGGUUUGUGAAGCCAGGAGAAACAAGUGAAAGCUGAUUUGUAAUAUAUCUAUCUCCAUCCGAUAAUAUAUAAAAGCUUGAAAUGUAAAACAGCAUCUAAAACCAUGACUUCAUUCUUGUUUUCUCUGCAAACUAAAGGGCUCAUAAAGGCUUGUAAGUUGUGAACCAAAUAUUUGUUAAUAUGUGAUUUGGGACUUAAAACAUACCAAGCACGAUCCAUUUUGUUGCUC
This is a messenger RNA of Brassica napus (rape), 961 nucleotides long. RefSeq lists its product as uncharacterized. Bases 251 to 706 code for a protein of 151 amino acids. The transcript has 3 exons. Lineage: Eukaryota; Viridiplantae; Streptophyta; Magnoliopsida; Brassicales; Brassicaceae. The record is from RefSeq and is a predicted model, not a curated record.